Molecule: messenger RNA, 312 nt
Organism: Fraxinus pennsylvanica
Lineage: Eukaryota; Viridiplantae; Streptophyta; Magnoliopsida; Lamiales; Oleaceae
Source: the annotation of a GenBank genome assembly
AUGAUGCUGACAACUUCAGAACAAAGGCAUGUGAAAGAAAUUUCCAAAAACACAAGAGAUUGCGGAGAGGUUUUUAGCUCCUGGAUGCACUUCGGUGCUGUACGUGUGUUCACUGAAAGCAUUCUGCGAUAUGUCUGUAGUAUUGUGUCGCCUUCCGUGAAAAGUGAGAAGAAAGUUCGUUCUAUUCUUGAGGGACUCUGUGACAGUUCAAACAGCACAUACUGGAAAAAUGAGGACGAAGGAGGGAUGGGCGGCUUUGCAGGUGAUGCUGAUGCACAUCCUUACGUCUCAUUCACUAUUAAUUUUAUUUAA